Messenger RNA from Microtus ochrogaster (prairie vole), 712 nucleotides. It is a transcript of the gene Atp5mc3, whose product is annotated as ATP synthase membrane subunit c locus 3. Lineage: Eukaryota; Metazoa; Chordata; Mammalia; Rodentia; Cricetidae. Gene Ontology annotation, molecular function: proton transmembrane transporter activity. Gene Ontology annotation, biological process: proton transmembrane transport; proton motive force-driven ATP synthesis. The record is from RefSeq and is a predicted model, not a curated record.
CGCACCGCGCCUGCGCGCCCAGCCCCACUGCUUCGACCUCUGCCGCCGCUGUCGCCGCCGCCGCCGCCUCGGGAGAGAGGGAGCGGGAGAGGAGCCCACGUCGCCUGUCACCCACAUCCACGCCGCACCGCCGGGAGGAAAGAUGUUCGCCUGCGCCAAGCUCGCCCGCACCCCCGCUCUGAUCCGAGCUGGAUCCAGAGUUGCAUAUAGACCAAUUUCAGCAGCAGUGUUAUCUCGACCCGAGGCUAGGACUGGAGAGGGCUCUACGGUAUUUAAUGGGGCCCAGAAUGGUGCAUGUCAGCUGAUCCGAAGGGAGUUUCAGACCAGUGUAAUCAGCAGAGACAUUGAUACUGCUGCCAAAUUCAUUGGUGCAGGUGCUGCAACAGUAGGAGUUGCGGGUUCUGGUGCUGGUAUUGGAACAGUCUUUGGCAGCCUUAUCAUUGGUUAUGCCAGAAACCCUUCACUGAAGCAGCAGCUGUUCUCAUAUGCUAUCCUGGGAUUUGCCUUGUCUGAAGCUAUGGGACUCUUUUGUUUGAUGGUUGCUUUCUUGAUCUUGUUUGCCAUGUAACAGAAAUUACUGCCUGAAAUGUUGGCAUUCAUAGUAAUUACGGAUGUAAUUCUGUGUAUCUUACUGUGACCCCAAAAGCUGUAGUGCUGGUGUCAUGGAAAUGUACCGUUUCCAAAGUCAUUUCAUUAAAGAUGAAAACUUUAA